This is a messenger RNA of Bursaphelenchus xylophilus (pine wood nematode), 1172 nucleotides long. The record is from the annotation of a GenBank genome assembly. NCBI's taxonomy places the organism in Eukaryota, Metazoa, Nematoda, Chromadorea, Rhabditida, Aphelenchoididae.
AUGUAUUAUCUGUGCAUAUACGAAGCCUGUAAUCUUCAGAUAUUCGACUUCUCCUUUUGUUUUACCCUUGGUGUUCUAGUCAAGCCCAAUCCGUUGUUCCCAAUUGCCGGCGGGUACAUUGAAGGUCCGAUUCGAUACCUCGGAGAUACUGGUGCUGUUUUGGCAGUAUGUUCUUUGUGCCUUCUUUUUAUUUUUAGUUACUGCUGAUAAUUAAUACUGCUGGCUACUGCCUAUCCACGCAAUGUUGUUGCCUAGCCUAUCGGUUCGCGGUCCUUCAGAAUUCGCAGUGGUGGAUGAACCUGGUGCUUUCGUGGAAGUCUUGGGUCUAUGGUUAUUUGAUCUCGGCGUUUGUGAGUGCCGUGUCGGUCUUUAUCUUUGCACGACUUCAGCCAUCGCAAGAGGUAAGGAUGCUGAGAUUAAUAGGGGAAUUUCAAAGGUUUGCUUAAAAUUAAUCGCAAAUCAUGCCUAUAUUUUUUAAAAAGCUUUAAAAAGCUUUUGUUAAUAAAAAGCUACGAAAGCAAAUCUUUCCUUGUAAGCCCUUGUAAAAGUAUUUAUUUUCUACCAUUGUUUCCAGAGAGUUCGAGAACUUUUGACCGCCGACUGCCAGAUCCUCGGACUCCCGCUUCCCAACUUCAACGGAACUGUCAUCCUUUAUGUUGAUUACCGAAGUGAAUACGGGCUUGCUGCUGGAGUCUUUAUCACAGUUGGGUUCUUUAUAGCCGAGGUUGUAUCGCUCGGGUUUGUCUUUGUUUUACUAAGGAUGUUAGAAGCAAAGAAAGAGAGCUUCAGCAAGAUUACCUACAAACUUCAUCGACAACUGACCAUUGCGUUGGGUGUUCAGGUAAAGAUUGUGUUGAAAAAACAAGUUCGUUGUUCAAUUUCAGCUUCUAACUCCAUUUCUUUUUAUCGUUCUUCCCGUCUCCUAUGGAGUCAUCCAAAUAUUUCGAUGGAAAUUGAGCCUGGAUGCUGGGAGGAUGAUCAUCAACUUCAUUGAGCUGUAUGGCUGCUCCAAUUCGCUAGUUACGCUAUAUUUUAUCAAGCCUUAUCGCGACUUUUUACUGUCCAAAAUCCGAGCUUUUAUUCAGUUUGUCUCUGUUGGCCGGCUUUGUAAAGAAGUUCCCAUAGUAAUGGUCUCAGCCCCAGAAAGUACAGUAAUCUCGGCGUUGAUGUGA